AUGCACAACAAGACAUUGUACAUGCUGUGUAUCGAUUGUAAACAAUUGAUUUGUUCGAGUUGUGCGGUGAUCGAUCAUCAGAAACAUGAGUUGGACUGUGUAGAUGUGAUCAAACAGUUUGUCAAUGAGAAGAAGUGCAAUAACAGGUUUGAUAAGAGAUUGCAAUCAUUGUGGACAACAGUACGAGAACAGGCAGCAAUAUUCAAGUCAUUGGAUGACACUCGUAAACAGAUCAAUGAUCACUUCAAAGAGUUACACGAGCUCCUCAUCAUUGAAGAACACAAGUUGGUAUCACCAGUCACUCAACAGAUUGAUAAGACUCAAUCAUCAAUCGACAACAUCAUCGAUGAGAUCAGAGAUAUCAGUGCACUGUUCAAUCUCCCAACAAAAGUCAACAACAACAACAAGGAUGAUGAGCACUCAGACAAUUCGAUGGUCGGGAUCAUUCAAUCAUGCACAACAGUUGAUCAAUUCAUCAACAAGAUGUGCUCGGAAUCAAACAAAGACAUCGACUCAAGUGGCACCGAUCAUCAUCUUCUUUCAUUGGUCAAUCAGAGUGUGGAACGAAGCUCGGUGGAAUAUAAGGUCACUCAGCCCAUUCGUAUCAAGUUCAAUGAGGAUCAAAUCGUGUCAUUGAAGAGACAGCUCCAAACUGUAUACACAUUAUGUGGACCGCCCAAUGUGGACUCGAGACUUGGAAAGGACUUGAUAUUCACCCUUGGAGUGGACUGUUCUUUGUUUGAUCCAAGCACAUCCGUGAGCAAUCGGAUGAAUGAUCAAAACAGGGUACCAAGGUGCAAGACGUCUGCUGUCUAUGCCAAAGGUCACCUCUAUCUCUUUAGCAAUGAGCCUAAGAAGUAUUUUCACUGCUCAUUAACUAGAUACUCCUUUGCAUCUCAACAGUAUACUAGCUAUCAGAUAUCUGAUUCCGGAGUAAGCUCAUGUGACAAACUGUUUGCAUCCUAUGACGGCGACCAGGUCAUCUAUUUGCUUGGCUCAAGGCAAAACAAUUACAACAGCACUCUGUCUAAGAUCAACAUUGAUACCCUGGAGAUCACUGUGAUCGCAACAUUUGAUCUUGGCAACAGUAUACCACAGUCAGUUUACUACUACAAUUCGCAACUCAUUGUACUUUUUGUCACAGGGCCGAUUAAAUAUAUCAAAUGUGAUGGUACAUUGUCUGGCAAUAUUUUUGCUAGUACUGAUCCGACAGUAAAGUCAACAAGCUACGAUGGUAAAGGAAGGCUGUACUUCUUCACUGAUCAAACCUUCGAUGAGCUCGACCUGGCAACAAAUAUCCGCUCGUCCCAUCCAUUCAACCAAACACCUCCAAUCUCCACCACUCUCUACUUUAGCGGAACAAACCGAGUCCUCUACAAAGGAAACUGGUCUAAUGGCCCUCUUGGCAACAAACAUGCAUGGUGUCUAGUGCGUGAUGUCCAACAACAACAAUAA
This is a messenger RNA of Acytostelium subglobosum LB1, 1455 nucleotides long. RefSeq lists its product as hypothetical. The record is from RefSeq and is a predicted model, not a curated record. NCBI's taxonomy places the organism in Eukaryota, Evosea, Eumycetozoa, Acytosteliales, Acytosteliaceae. Gene Ontology annotation, molecular function: protein binding. The transcript has a single exon. Bases 1 to 1455 code for a protein of 484 amino acids.